This is a messenger RNA of Aspergillus sclerotioniger CBS 115572, 3906 nucleotides long. RefSeq names its product putative MFS transporter. Lineage: Eukaryota; Fungi; Ascomycota; Eurotiomycetes; Eurotiales; Aspergillaceae. Bases 1 to 3906 code for a protein of 1301 amino acids. Gene Ontology annotation, cellular component: membrane. The transcript is spliced from 11 exons. The record is from RefSeq and is a predicted model, not a curated record. Gene Ontology annotation, molecular function: transmembrane transporter activity. Gene Ontology annotation, biological process: transmembrane transport.
AUGGAGUACCAAGAAGAACCAAAGCCCGAGCUCAGAUCUCCUCCGCCAUUCGGCAACACGGUGGACGACGAUGAGAGCAACGCUUCUGUCGCCACGGGGCUGGAUGGAAAGAGGGAGAAGCACCUCAUCCAGAAAAUUGACUUGCAUAUUAUCCCCUUUGUCAUUCUUCUUUACCUGUUCAGCUUUCUCGAUAGAGUGAACAUUGGCAAUGCGCGCUUAUACGGAAUGGAAGAAGACCUGGGCCUGGUUGGAGAUCAAUACCAAGUCGCAGUGUCUAUUCUGUUUGUGACUUACUGUCUCUUCGAAGUACCGUCAAACCUGGUGAUCAAAAAGCUCACCCCAUCGCGUUAUAUUGCGUCGAUCUCAGCCAUAUGGGGUAUCAUAGCAAUCCUAACUGGUAUAACCCAGAGUUAUGGCGGCCUCAUUGCUUGUCGCAUUCUCCUAGGCGUCGUGGAAGCCGGGCUAUUUCCUGGAAUGAUAACCAAGCGUGAGAUAGCCCUUCGCACAGGAUAUUUAUUUAGCAGUGCAGCCAUCGCCGGCGCAUUUGGUGGUCUUUUAGCCUACGGGAUCGGCUAUAUGGAUGGUAUCGCUGGGUUACGGGGUUGGAGAUGGAUUAUGAUCAUUGAAGGAACUCCGACCGUCAUAUUAGGAGUUCUGGCUUGGUUCUUCCUUGCGGAUGACCCCGAUACGGCUUAUUAUCUCGACGAUGAGGAGAAGGCUCUAGUAGUCCGUCUCCGUCGUCGCGACGUGGGCCAAACAUUGUCCGCGCAAAAGUUUCAUUGGGCAGAUGUCAAAGAAGGCUCACUGGACUGGAGAAUCUAUGUCUUCUGCAUUGGCCAAUUCGGUGUUGAUACCAUGCUUUACGGAUACAGCACCUUCCUUCCAACAAUCAUCAAGGGAAUGGGGUCAUGGUCGACCCCUGAGGUGCAAGCUCUUACUAUACCUUGCUACGCACUGGGGGCGAUUGCGUACCUAAUCGUUGCUUGGGUUAGCGACAGAACUCAGCGUCGCGGAGUGUUCAUUUGCAUCUUUGCCGUAAUAUCCGUGGUGGGAUACGGGAUUCUCAUAUCAGAUUCUUCCUCUGGAGUACACUACUUCGGCGCCUUACUUAUCGCCCUGGGAUUAUACGUGACAGUCGGAUUACCUCUUGCAUGGCUGCCAACUAAUCUUCCUCGCUAUGGAAAGCGUACGUUUGCUACAGGUUUGCAGUUGACCUUCGGAAACGUCAGCGGGGUCAUGUCUCCUUUCUUGUACAAAACCAAUGAGGCACCGCGCUAUGUUCGGGGCAAUGCCGUGACUUUAUCACUGGUCGGGUUUGCGGGAGUUGUCUAUGGUCUUAUGUGGUGGUACUAUCAUGCAAAGAACAAGCGCAGAGAACAUGGACUUGAGGAUGAUAAAGUUGCGGGGAUGACAGAAGAAGAGAUCGAGGAAAUGGGAGACAGAAGCCCUCGUUUUGAAUAUAAGAAGGAUGACGACUGGAAUCUUCACCAUCAUCUCGGGGGAUAUGGGCCUUGGGUCUCGAAGCUUAUCGGGAAACCUGAACCACACGAGAUCGAUCCACUAUUGGACGGAUGCACAAUCAAUCAGAUACACAUGAUGUCGCGCCAUGCAGAGAGAUAUCCAACCAAGUCUGCUGGAAGCUGCCAUAUUGCCCUUCUGAACAGGAUCUUCAAAACAGGAGUUUCACUGAAUGGCUCCUUAUCUUUCUUGAAUAACUGGACCUAUCUCACUAGCAGUCCACAGCAUGAUUUCGAUCAACUCACUACAACCGGUCCUUACGCUGGCACCGCUAGAGCCUUCAGCGCCGGCAUGAGCGUUUUAGCUCAAUACGGACACCUUAAAGCGGAUGAUUCCAAGACUACAUUCUGGGCAAGCGAUUCCGAGCGCGUCAUCAAGACAGCCCACUACUUCGCUUUCGGGUUGUUUGGUCCCGACUGGGAGAAAGCAGGAAAAGCCACCUUGGAGGUCAUUCCGGAGUCGUUUGAUCGACGCGCGGAUACACUCACACCGGGAGAUACGUGCCUAAGGUAUAUAGAGGACAAGGAUCAGGGCCAUGACAACGGAAAGAAUAUGCUCACUUCGUUUCAACAAGCAUAUAUUCCUGCUAUUACGGAGCGACUGAUCGUCGAGCAAGGUAACUCAGCCCUUGAGACGUUCACUAACUGGGAGGUCUUCAGCAUGCAAGAAAUGUGCGGCUUUGAAACCAUUCUACGAGGGUCGAGUCCCUGGUAUGAUGUCUUUACACGUGAAGACUGGGAGAAUUUCGAAUAUGGCCGCGAUUUGGUUCACUACUAUCGUGGGGGGCCGGGAAACCCUUAUGCUGGCGCAAUGGGCUGGCUCUGGCUAAAUGCUACGACGAACCUCUUGCAAGAGGGCCCUCGAGCGGGUGCUACGUUCUUUAGUUUUGUCCAUGACGGAGAUAUAGCUCCCUUCCUAACUGCGUUGGACAUUAUGAGGGACGCAAAGUACGACCCACUUCUCCCUACUACACAUAGGGUAGAAGACCGCGUUUGGUAUACCUCGACUGUGAUGCCAAUGGGCGGUCGGAUUACCCUCGAACGAAUGACCUGUUCGCCAACAGAUGGUGUCCCUGACAUGGGCACGACAUUCCUUCGGGUCAACAUAAAUGACAAGAUUGUGCCGCUACCGUACUGCAAGUCUGGACCUGGCUUGUCUUGUCCGCUGGAGGAGUUUGUUAGCCACGUGAAUAGGAGGAGGAUCGAAGUGGGAGAGUUUGGAGACCGCGAAUCUCGCAACCCCCGCCGACCCCCCGAAGAAAGCGGCCCAUUUGGCAAGCGCAGAAAUGCCCGAUACGAACAUACGCGAUCUCGCACACGCACCGGCACGCCCGCCGCAAAGCGAGAGAACCCCAACGUCGCCGAAUUCGGGCGACUCUUCGCGCAACAACAAGAGGACGAGAAGGCGCGCAGCAACACGCUGCCCAAGUCAUCCUCAGCAUCCAAUCUCGACAACUCCCGGAAGCAGACAGAAAAGGUCGCAACGGAGUGCAUAUUAUACGGAUACAAGAGCAAAGAUUCUGAGUGGAAGGUGAUAGAUAAGUACGAGCGGAUUUCUCGCGGCGUGAUCUGCGAGGACUAUCCACGGACGGAUCCGAAUGCCCCGAACGGAUAUCAGCAGCUCCUGAGUGGUGGGGAUGUUGUUAUUCAUGCGAAUCUGUCGGCAGAUGCGAACCGGAAAUCGAAGCGCUAUGCGGGCGGGUUUCACUGGAUUAAAGUGACGUUUGAUUCGACGAUCGCUGCGGAUCGAGCGGUCUUUUACUCCCCUCAGGAGAUUGAUGGCCAUGUGGUCUUUUGUGAGCUGUAUCAUGGUCAGGGACCCGCGGAGGAUGCCCCGAUUCUACAGGGUUCCCCGGAGGCAAUUCGCUUACAGUCGAAGGCGGCGCCUCGGUCGUUGACUUCGUCGCAUUCGUCGAGUUUCCUCCAGUCCAUGGACACAAACAAGGAACGUCAUACGUUGCCGAAAUCAUUCGCUAUGAAUAAUCUGGCGAGUGUGCUUGAUGCCGAUGAGCAAGAGUCGCAGGAGUCGACAGCCACCGCUAGCUCCGCGACGGCGACGGGCGUCGAGCAACUAGGCCCCGUGCAGCAGCGGACUGUCGCUCAGGAGCCCAAGCCCGAAUCAGAAUUCAUGACACAUAUCCCGACAAUGCGUCGGACGAAACUCCGACCCAUCACAGAAGCCCUUCCACCCCAACCCACAGUGACGGAGCGUGUUUUGCGGUCCAUCCCUAUCCUCAGCUGGUUCACCGGUGAUAUCGUGGGCGAUGGACCUCAACUAGGCGAGGACGGGGCAUUCGAUUACGACAAAUCCAAUACUUACUGGAGAUUCUGGUACAUGGUCGAUAUGAUCAUCGGGACUGAUAUCUGCGGACUGAAGGAGGAGUCAUGA